Molecule: messenger RNA, 1656 nt
Organism: Fusarium vanettenii 77-13-4
Lineage: Eukaryota; Fungi; Ascomycota; Sordariomycetes; Hypocreales; Nectriaceae
Exons: 3
Coding region: 1-1656 (551 amino acids)
Biological process (GO): transmembrane transport
Cellular component (GO): membrane
Molecular function (GO): transmembrane transporter activity
Source: RefSeq, a predicted model, not a curated record
AUGGCGAGGACUAGUGGCAGUGUCACCUCGCUUCACGCUGCAAUCGUUCCUCUAGAACCGAUUGCUCCAGAUGUCAAGACCAAACCACACAAUACGAACCAUGCAAGUACCACCCCCGCUCACUCCGCGUCAAUUCUCGGUCAAGAUGUCGAUACCGCUGUGCCAACCGACCCAGACGUUUCGGCUCCGUCACAAUCUCUGGGUAUCUCCAAGAUCAGAGGUGUGACUGUUAUCGUCACGUUGGCAGGCAUCAGCUUUCUCAACACCAUGGGCUCUGGCAUUCUAAUUGCUGCCCUGCCAAGGAUCGCCGAUGACGUGGGUCUCGGGGAAAGUCUCAUCCUGUGGCCUGCAGCCGUGUAUGCACUCGCAGCCGGUUGCCUACUCCUCAUCUUCGGUGCCAUUUCUGAUGUGAUUGGCGCCAAGUUGAUGUGGGUAACAGGCAGCUAUCUCUUCGUCGCCUUCACGCUGGCGGUUGGUCUCGCUCAAACCGGGAUCCAGAUCAUCGUCUUUCGAACCCUACUUGGAGCAUCUAUUUCGAUGUGCUUACCCACCGCCGUGAGCUUAAUCUCGAACACCUUCCCGAGAGGAAACUGGAGAAACAUUGCUUUUGCCAUGAACGGUAUGGGCAGUCCCUUGGGCUAUGCUCUCGGCUUGGUUCUUGGAGGCAUCUUCACUGAUACAAUCGGCUGGCGAUGGGCUUACUACAUGAUGGCCAUCAUUAAUUUUUGUCUCUCGACUUGUGCUAUUUGGUCUCUGCCGUCCGUUCACACCGAAUCUGAGCGAAAGUGGACCGGCAGGCUGAUGCACGAGAUUGACUGGGUUGGUGCUACGACUAUGAGUGUGGCGCUUGGCAUGCUCUUAUACGUGCUUGCCAUGAUAUCGUCCUCCUACAAAAAGCUCAGCGACGCAUCCAACAUUGUUCUCUUGACAACCGCCAUCAUCUUGUUAAUCGCAUUCCCUUUCUGGAUGAACUAUCAAGUCAAGCGCGGGAAACCAGCCCUGAUCCCAAAUGAUCUCUGGAGAAACAGGUCCUUUACCUCAGUGUGCAUUGCCGUCUUUCUUUGCUGGGCAUCGUUAAACGGCAUAGAAUAUUUUACCACUUUGUAUUUCCAAAAGGUCGAAGGUCUAUCCGCCUUGCAGAGCUCGCUACGAUUCUUGCCCCAUGUCAUCAUGGGUGUCGCAGUCAACAUCAUCACUGGGUUGCUCAUCGCACGUGUCAAAGUGCGCACUCUAGCCGUUGUCACGGCACUCAUCACCAUGGUGGCCUCGCCUCUGAUGGCUACAGUCGAUGUUGGUGAAAACUAUUGGCUUGCACCGUUUUGGGCCAUGUUUCUCUCACCUGUUAACCCAGAUGAUCCAGUACUCUUCACCGUGUCUAACCUGGUCAUCUCUGAUGCCUACCCCCCAGAGAUGCAGUCUCUCGCCGGUGGUGUAUUCAAUGAAGUCGGGCAAUUUGGAAACUCUGUAGGGCUGGCCAUCACCGCCGCAAUCGCAGCAUCUGUCACAGAGCACUCUGGGAUCCAAGCACGUGAGGAAGCGUUGAUGAAAGGUUAUCGAGUUGCGUUUUGGACUAUCUUUGCCAGCUGUUCGGCUGUUACCAUUGUUGUUUGGUUUGGACUGAGAAAGGGUGGGGUUGUGGGCAGGAAACAGGAUUGA